UUAAAGCUAAUAUCCACAGAGCUGCUGCAGUUAAGAACACUUCACAUUUUGGGGCAGAAGGAUGGCCAGCAUCCAGUCGAUCAGACCUUCUUUGCGGAGGUGGAGAACACCAGUGAGCACUGCCAGACUCUGAGGCAACAGAUAGGUGCUGUUCGGGCUGUUCUGAUCAGUCUGAAGGAGCAGUGGGCUCAGUUGGAAACAGCACGGAAGGAUGCAGCACUGCACACAAUCAGCACCGCCUUUAAGAUGGAGUGCAGCAAGAUUCCUAACUUGUCACUACAGCAUAGCAAAGAACAAGUAGAUCAGCUUCAGGAGCUUAAAUAUGAGGUAGAAACAUCAGAGGAGAUUUGGACAAACUUGGCCAGUCUUUUUUCAGACCUGAAAGACAAAAUCCACCCUGGUGCUGCGGUACUUCUGUCUAAUGAAUUGGAUCAAAGAAAAGCACGGUGGACAGCUGUGGUACUUGAGGUCAAUCGGAGUUGCAGAGGGCUCAGUUGGAGCAGCGUCUCUGGCAGGAGUACAGGCUGCAAUAUGAAGGCUGCUCUCAGAAUUUGAACCAUUGCUGGGAGCAGUGUCAAGCUUUUCUGAGCCUUUUGAAAAAACAACAGUAUGACAUCAAGCAGCUUCACAGCAGGAUCAACAGCAUCACUGAACUGGAGGUACAACUGGAAGCAUUGCGAGGAAAUAUUGAAAACGUACUAGAGGCUUUCAAGCUCCUUGUGGUAAAGUUGGAGCCCCAGGCAGCCCCUAUGAUCCAAUCAGAGGCCAGGCUUCUCUCGCGUGAUCUUGUGCAUCUGAGCCAGGCACUAGUUAAUACCCGGGAACAGCUCCAGGAGGACCUGGAAGAUCAUGUCUCUUUCGCUACUGAUUUGGAAUCACUAAUGCAGUGUCUCAAAGGUUUUGAAAGUGUGCUGACCUCUCCUACUGCAAGCACUGAGCAGAUAAAGCUGGCUCUUUUUGAGAUGAGUGCACUGACCCCUGACCUCGGAGCUCUGAACGAGCGGAGUAUCAGAUUGCCACUAACUGCUACUGAGGCUCAGCAGAUGCAGAUCCUCAAUACAGACUGGGUGCAAGUCUUCACCAAGGCAAUGAACAGACACAGGGAAAUGUAUAGUGCACAGUUAUGUAAUCAGAGCUUCCAGGAGAAGUGGCAAGCUUGGAAAGCUCUACUGGAUAAAUUGGAAUCCAGACUUACGAAAGACAUUUCUGGAAAUGAUUCUUCUAUGAGAGAACAGCUUGCUGAACACCAGAAGCUGAAGAUGGAAGUGCUAAUUGGCCAGCAGCUUCUAGAUGCUGUGGUCGGUGAGGCGUUGAGGCUUUUGGAUCAUAAUCAGGUUGAAGACAGGAACGAUCUGAUUCUGAAGUUGACCCAGCUAAAGGAGCGAUGGCGGGGAACACUGUAUAGGGUUCAGCAGCGUAGCAGGUGCUUGGAGCAGCAGACUGAACAAUGGAGGUUGUAUAGGACAGGACUGAAAAGACUUUGGAGGCUUUUGAAAGACUUUGAACAUUUACUGUCACCUGCUGGAUUGGCAGCUUGCAGCUUUCAACAGCUUCAACAAUCUAUUCAGGACUAUGAGCAGGUUCAGGAGAAGCUGAGGGAUCAUGAGGAACUUUACACCCAGACUGUGCAGGUGUGCAGGCAGAUCUUACCCCUGGCUGAUAUACAAACACAGGCUGAGCUGAAGGUCGAAAUUGGGGAUUUGCAGGAAGCCUGGGAACAAAAUAAUAGUCUGGUUGAGAAGAAAAAGGCUCUCUCUGAAACUGUCAUUCAGAAUUGGAGUUGCUGUGAGGAUGGACUUGCUGAUAGUGCGCUGCAUCUGAGAGAGAUUUCUCUUAGACUAAAGCAGCCCCCCCCAGACAACAUAGAACUUCAGGAGAAGCUAAUAAAGCAGGCCUUAAUCCUGACUGCUAGUGACAGAGUGACAGAGAGAGAGAGGACUAGGCUUAGGCUGCAGCAGGAGCAGGGAUUCAGCUCAGUGUCAACUGCUGUGUUAAUGCAGGAGGACGAGAACGCUUUGGAGCUGUGGGCUGAAGGAUUGAGGAAGCUGGUCACCAUGAAGGCAGACAUCUCACAGUAUGUCCUGCCCACAGACAUUGUGCUUCUUCAGGGGCAGGUGGAGGAACUGCACAGCCAGUGGGAGGAACUUUGCCUGAAGGUGUCCAAACGCAAACAAGAGAUCGCUGACCACCUGAAUGCAUGGACCGUUUUCAACGACAAACACAAGGAGCUUUGCGAAUUGUUAGCCCAGAUGGAGAGAAAGGUUAUGCACAGCAGUGAUUACUUCAGCAUCGAGGAGAUGGUUGAGAAACUGAAAAAGGACUGCAUGGAGGAGAUUAACCUCUUCAGCAAGAAUAAGAGCCAUCUUAAGCGCCUGGGGGAGCAACUCCUUUUAGCUAAAGACCAAGCUAAAGAGGCCACCGUCCAUUCCAUGCUGCAAGAUGCCAAUGAUCGUUGGCAGCAUCUGUUUGACCACAUUGAGGCCAGACUGAACAAGCUCAAAGAGACUCUGGCUGCUGUGCAACAACUUGAUAAGAACAUGAGUAACUUGCGGAGCUGGCUGUCUCGCAUCGAAGCAGAGCUGACCAAGCCUGCACACUAUAGCAUUUGCGAUGGAGACGAGAUCCAGAAGAGACUGGAAGAGCAUCAGGAGCUGCAGCAGGACAUUGAACAGCACACAGAAAGCAUAACAUCUGUCCUCACUUUGUGUGACAUGCUGCUGCAUGAUGAGGAUGCUUGCAGCGACAACAGUGAACAUGAUUCCAUCCAACAAACCACUUCCAAUCUGGACCAACGCUGGAGAAACAUCUGCUCUAUGUCCUUAGAGAGGAAGAUCAGGAUCGAGGAGACCUGGAGGCUUUGGUGUAAGUUUCAGGAAGAUUAUCUGCAGUUUGAAGACUGGCUGAACAUAGCUGAGGCUGCUACCCCUGAACCAGAGUCAUCUGAUGCUCUCUACACCGUGGCUAAAGAUGAACUCAAGAAAUAUGAGGCUUUUCAAAGAGAGGUACAAGAAAAGCUGCCCCAACUUGAAAUGAUUAAUUGCCAAUACCGACGUCUGGCUCGGGAGAACCGUACGGACUCAGCUAACAAGCUACGGACCAUGGUGCACCAGGGCAACCAGCGCUGGGAUGCUCUGAAUAUGAGAGUGGCGGCCAUCCUGCGCAGGCUGAGGCACUUUACAACUCAGAGAGAGGAUUUUGAGGGAACACGAGAGAGUCUGCUGGUCUGGCUGACUGAAAUGGACUUGCAACUUACCAAUGUGGAACACUUCUCAGAGAGCAACAUCGAACACAAGCUGAAAAAGCUCAAAGGUCUCAAGAAGACGAUAACUCGGAACACAGACAAGAUUGAUGCUCUGAUUGUGUUUGGUGAGGGUCUGAUACAGAAGAGUGCCCCCCUGGAUGCUGUUCUUAUUGAGGAUGAGCUCGAAGAACUGCAUUCCUACUGCCAGCAAGUGUUCAGCCGAGUGGCCUACUUCCACCAGCGCCUCACUAGCCCUCAACCUAUGUUGGACAAAUCUGAUCUGAUCAUCAGCAAGAGCACUGCAGGGAUGGAAGAUUCUGAUGUAGCCAAACCAAGUAAUGACACAUCUACCAGCCAGACCUCCAUGUCCCUUCUGUUUCCCCCACCAGAGCGGUCAGGCUGUGAUACACCGCUUAGUGUCGACUCCAUCCCCCUAGAGUGGGACCACACUGGAGAUGUGGGUGGUUCCUCCUCACAUGAUGAGAAUGAUGAUGCAAGCUUGUUCAGCUGCAUUUCAGGUGUGGACGACACAGACAGCUCUAGGGCUUUUGUAAACUCCACAGUGCAGCCUCAAACAGCGAUAUCAGUCCCAGGACACGAUGUAAGAGAUCACAGCUGGCACUCACAGGCUGUUCCAGAUAAAAUCCCCUUUACCCUUCCUGAUACAAAAGAACAUGCACAUGAACUUCCUGAACAUGAAAGCACACCAUACAAGCAAGGCUAUGCUCAGCUGAUGUCUGAGUGCAGCAGCAGCAUUAAGAAUGUGAAGAAGGUCUCACUCAUCCUGGAUGAUGAUGAAUAUCAGGAGGGCCAAGGAGGCCUCACCAGCCUCACUGCUGCAGACAAACAGCCGAGAGUGAUUGAGCGCUGGGAGCUCCACCAGGCACAGGCAGUCAGAGAGGAGCAGUGCUACAGUCGAGACCGGGAACAGCUGAUGUCUGACCUGCACAACUUCACUUGCUGGCUGGGCCAGGUCAUGCCUGAGCUCGAGAAACUCCAGAAUGCAGAGACAGCAUGUGUUAGUGUGCAGAUCAUGGAGGAAAGGGUCAAACAGCUAAAGGACAUACAGAAAGCUUUCGCACGCUACAAGACACUCAUGCUGAGUCUGAAUCUAGGUGGGCAGGAGCUGCAGUUUCAAACAGGUCCGGAGGUCCAGCAACUACAGGAAGACUUUUGCAGCAUGAACCAAAACUGGACAGAUGCCUGCAUGAGUCUGGAGAAGUGGGAGGGCGAUUUGCGAAAGUCGUUCAUGCAUUGCCAGGAGUUCCAUGAGACGCUGCACUCGCUCUUGCUGUGGCUGGCACAUGCUGAGAGCAGGAGAUUCACCGUUAACAUCCAUGAUACAGCUGUACACCCGUCCCUGCUGCACGAACACAGAACUGCACUGAUGGGUCUGGAAGAGGAGCUAAAGGCCAGGCAGAGGCAGGUAUCUUCUCUGCAGGAGAUCACCACUGAGCUGCUCCCAGUGUCAGGGCCAGAGGACGACUUUGAGGCCACGGAGAAGCUUCACGUCAUCCAUAACAAAUUACGGCUGCUACUGCGUCAGGUCAAGCAGGACCUCCAAACUGUUCAAGAGCGCUUGGGUUCAUCCGAGGCACUGGAUGAGAAUAAAGGACAUGAUCUUGAAUCUUCAUCUAUGGAGUUAACAGCAAGCAAAUCAUUUAAUGCCACCAGGGUGCAGAAUAGGGAUUCAUCUCCACCACGGUCUUUCUUCUAUCGGGUCCUGCGAGCUGCCUUCCCACUUCACCUCCUUUUGCUCCUGCUGCUCAUUUUUGCCUGCUUGGUACCACUGUCUGAAGAAGACUACAGCUGUACUCUAUCUAACAACUUUGCCAGAUCGUUUUAUCCUAUGCUGCGUUACACCAAUGGGCCUCCUCCAACCUAAUGCAUCAUGCGUACACACAAAUACUGACCAACUGCUCUGUUUCCAAAACUGACUCAUACAAAUUCCAGAAGCACUCAUUGUGUGAGAGCAUAUUGCUACUGUCUAAACUGUUUUAAUAAGUCUAUUUAUAAAAUUGUUUUUAUUCUAUUUAUUCCCUAAGCCAUACUACUGAGAACUAUUCAAAAAUUAAUAGGUGCCUAUUGUUAUUCUUUAUUCUGGGUAGGUUGUCUACAGCACCCCAUAGAAUAGAAAAAUAGAAAAAUAGAAAAAUAGAAAUUUGAUUGAGAAGGGUCUAGAACAUUCUGACCAAAUCUGGACCGCCUCACAAAAGUAAAAAAAAAAAAAAAGAUAAAUAAAAAGAAUUUUCGUUUUUUUUUAUUAAUAUUCAGGGAAAUUAGUCCCCGAAAAUGAGCUUGAAAUUUGUCUCGGCAAAGACAAAUCAUGAGCUGAAUUUUCAAGACCUCGACCGUAGACAAACUUUGUGACCAUGUACUGCUCAAUGGUUACCAUGCUAAAAAUUCUUAUAUCUAAAUGCUAUUUUUGCUACCCCUCCAAUUUUGUCCAGUGUUUGCCAAAGAAAUGUGUAAAAUGCUAAAAACAGUUUAGUUGGUGUUUCUCAGCACCAAGAAAUUUGAUACCGACAUUAUUAUCAUACUAACAACUGAAAUAAAAACAAAAAACCUAGCUUCUGACAGCUGGCUUCUACUUCUCUGACAAAUGAUGUCCAAUCAACACAAAAUUUCAUAUCAUAGAUCAUUUGCUUAAAUAAAUCAUCAGUAACUGGACAAUGGUUAUAAAAGGGAUUUUAAAUACACCAGACAAUUUUCCUGCAAGCUGCCACACAGGAACUGAGGCUGCAUCUCAAAUUUUGUGUAUAAACAAAACUUGGUAGGCAUCUGCCCUGAAGCUAUGCAACAAAUGCCAUCGCCACCUACUGGUCAAAAUGUACAAUAACAUGCUAUGAAUUUUGCUGUUUGCAUUUGUUCAUUUAUCGUCGACCUUCAGAACCGUCUAUGGACAAAACCUAGACAUCAUGAGUGAAACAGUUCACUUCACUUAAAGUUAUGGCUCUGCUGUUUUUGAGUGCUUAGGCACCAGUCAUAGGGUGUCUGUGAAUGUGCAGUUUACCAAGGCUGGGUGUUUGGCCUUCAAUGCUUGCAGCUUUAUUUUUCACUUCUCUUUGGUAAUACAGUGUUUCCUGAUGUUAGAUGUGAGUUAAACCUGUAUGGGCAAGUGUGCGUGUGUGUAUGGAGUGUGUGGAGAUAAGAGUUUGAGCCUUGUCUCUGGGCCUUCAGAAAUUAAAAGGUAAGAUUAGAUUUUAUUUUGUUAGUGUGUCUGGGAUGUAAAAUAAAAGAGAAAUAAACCAAAA
This is a messenger RNA of Silurus meridionalis, 6495 nucleotides long. Its product is annotated as nesprin-2. NCBI's taxonomy places the organism in Eukaryota, Metazoa, Chordata, Actinopteri, Siluriformes, Siluridae. Gene Ontology annotation, cellular component: membrane. The transcript has 32 exons. Bases 750 to 5126 code for a protein of 1458 amino acids. Gene Ontology annotation, molecular function: protein binding. The record is from RefSeq and is a predicted model, not a curated record.